CGCUCGGCCUCUCAUUUUAUUUUUCACUUAUUUUCUUUAUCGACAUCAUUUCUACCUUCCUCUUUCUGGUUUAAGUUUCAGAAAUCUCUCCAUAUCCUUGGAUUCGUAGAGAAAAAGCAAGCACACACACACACAGAAGAGAGAGAGAGAGAGAGAGAGAGAGAGCUUGGUAAUUCUUCAAUCGCUGGGUAUAGAUGGCACUGGCCACAACUGCAGAAGUUUGUGAUGCAAAUCCACAGCUAAUUGUGAGCGGUGAGCUCCGGGCACUGCAGCCAAUUUUCCAGAUUUAUGGUCGGCGACAAGUCUUUUCUGGUCCAGUAGUGACCCUUAAAGUGUUUGAAGACAAUGUUCUCAUCCGCGAGUUUCUCGAGGAGAAGGGUAAUGGCAGAGUUCUUGUUGUAGAUGGUGGUGGCAGUCUACGGUGCGCAAUAUUGGGAGGCAAUCCUGUUGUGCAAGCUCAGAAUAAUGGAUGGGCAGGCAUAGUGGUUAACGGCUGCAUUAGGGAUGUUGAUGAGAUCAAUGGUUGUGAUAUUGGUGUUAGGGCUCUGGCUUCUCAUCCAAUGAAAGCUAACAAGAAGGGGAUCGGGGAGAAACAUGUGCCAAUAACCAUUGGAGGGACAAGAAUCUGUGAUGGUGAAUGGCUUUAUGCAGACACAGAUGGGAUCCUUAUUUCUCGAACCGAGCUAUCUGUUUGAAUCACCUUUUCGUAGAAAGAUGGCAUUUUCGAAUAGCCAUUCAUGGCAAUUAAAUUAUAUUGUAAUGGUUAUUUGUAAGCUUGUCUUCUUGAGGUCGUGUUUGAAUUUUAGAACAUUGUGUAAUACGCUCUGAACUUGCAAGAAUGAAGUAGAAUAAAAAUUUUAUUAUAUUUUGUUUGUCA
This is a messenger RNA of Manihot esculenta (cassava), 877 nucleotides long. Its product is annotated as putative 4-hydroxy-4-methyl-2-oxoglutarate aldolase 2. Gene Ontology annotation, biological process: regulation of RNA metabolic process. The coding region runs from base 195 to 695 and encodes 166 amino acids. The transcript is spliced from 2 exons. The record is from RefSeq and is a predicted model, not a curated record. Gene Ontology annotation, molecular function: ribonuclease inhibitor activity. Lineage: Eukaryota; Viridiplantae; Streptophyta; Magnoliopsida; Malpighiales; Euphorbiaceae.